This is a messenger RNA of Salvelinus namaycush (lake trout), 2249 nucleotides long. RefSeq lists its product as uncharacterized. Gene Ontology annotation, cellular component: membrane. The record is from RefSeq and is a predicted model, not a curated record. Gene Ontology annotation, biological process: adaptive immune response. The transcript has 4 exons. Lineage: Eukaryota; Metazoa; Chordata; Actinopteri; Salmoniformes; Salmonidae. Gene Ontology annotation, molecular function: signaling receptor activity. Bases 13 to 744 code for a protein of 243 amino acids.
AUACAGACAGCUAUGGUGAUGGUGAUGUCACUGCUGAGGAGUUUGCUGUUGUUCUACUUCUCAUUCAAUGAAUUGACCACAGCAGCAGAAGCCAUUCUCUGGGUGAAGACUGGGGAGAAGUUUACCAUGAAGUGCUCCACCACUCUAAAAGACCAGGACGGAAUAUACCUGUAUGUUGGGCUGGACAGGGACAUGGAGGUGUUGUAUUACUACCAGCGUAACUCCAAGCUGAGCCCCAGGGACGGCUACUGGGACAGAGUGAAGACUGAGGGACCUGUGGACCAACUGACCAUCACCAUCAGUAACCUGACCAUAGAGGACACAGGAUUCUACCGGUGUAUUUACACAAAAUACAAUGAAACCACGUAUGAAAAUGAUAUCAACCAAGGAAGAGGCUCCACUCUGGUCGUGGUGAAUGACGAUGUCCUACAGCUGCCAUGUCCUACAGUUACUGCAGUAACGCUGACCCCCUUUCACCCAGCCAAUGAGAAGCCGUGCCCAUCUGGCGUGGUGAACGUCAUCAUCAUUAGCAUCUUGACCAUCCUGCUGUGUGUCAUCUUCCUCAUCUGGGUCGCUCCACGGGGGAAGAGGUGCCGUAACCAGGGAGGAUCCACACCCCAGGUCAUUCCUGACUCGGUCUAUGUAGACAUGGUCAGGAAUCACGUUUAUCAACCAGACACACAGCAGGAAGAAUCGAACCCCUAUUCUGUGUCUACAAAAGGAGGUAGUAGGACCACUGAGUAGCUUCUUCAAAUGCGUUUUCUGAAUAUUGCUUCUUUGCUUUUUCAGAAUUGAAAAGCCUGUUCUGCUGUAUUUCACAGUUCUAGCCUCACUGCAAGUGUUAGUGGUAAAUUGUUUGUGUGUGUCGCACCGCAUACCAUGCUUAUGUGUGUGAAUAAAAUCUCUAUACGGAAAGUAUUCGUAUUUCAACAGAAGACCAGCAGGAAGAAGGGAACAGCCAAUGUUAUAUUCCAGGGCUAUUCAACUAUAUUCUUACGAGGGCCAGAUGUAAAAAAGGUUCAUUUCAGGGGGGCCGAACAUUUUACACAUGCGACGCACACACACACCAAUAAAGCGCUUUUCUUCUAAUGAAGUGUUGCUAAAAGUAGUUAGGGAAGAAGUGGAAAGUGCUUGAUCAACGUGAGUUGAGGUGCAACCAAAAAAUGUGCUCCUCAUUGAAAAGGAAAAGGCUCAAUGCUUGCUCACCAUUUUAACGAUUAAAAUAUUCUUAAAAGUAAUUUGGUGAUUUGAAAAUCAUCUGAAAACUAAGCAUCUCAAUAAAUAACAGACAACAACCAUAGUGCUUUUCAUUUUGGCACUGAACAUUGGAUUUUGGUGCAGAUCUUUUAUGAAUGUUCAGAAUUGAUCAAAGGGCCAGUCUAAAUUAAUAAACUGUCCAGAUCUGGCCCGUGGGCCGCCAGUUGAAUAUCCCUGUUUUAGUCCAUAAGGUGUACAGUUGAUAGCGAUGGAGGCCUCCCUAUAACUUUUUUCAAUACAUCAGGUCAUAAGAUUUAUAUUGCUUUUAGUUCUAAACAAUAGUGUAGGCUAUGUUUUUCUGUAGUGUUUUUAGGUCACUGGACCACUCAUCAAGCUGUUCCUGUUGUAUGGUGUCUGCCACAAAGUCAAAAGAGCUAACAUUAAAAUGAGAACAGUUUGUUAAGACUUUUAUUAUAUUUUAUCAUAGGUACAAAUAUUUUAGCUGCCUAAACUUCAUCAGGUACAUCAGGAUAUAAGCCAUUUUUACAUUACAUUAGAUUUUUCUGUUGUUUUAGUUGAGAUAGCUAGUAGGUUAAAACCAUAAUGAUCCGAGUAAAAAUGUUUCAUGCUGAUACAGAGUAAUGAGUGCAUCUUGUGGUUGGAAAAGCAAUUAUUCAUUUUUACCAAGUGACGUAGUAAUUGUCUAUAAUUGAUAUAUUCAUGUGUAGUUUAACUUGUGUAUUCAUGUUUAUGUUGUAUUUGUGUACGUAUGUGGUACGCAUUGGUGAUGUUCAGCUAUAUUUCUUACAGUAUAUUUUAUGUUUUGGAAAGUUUUCUAUCUAAACCAAGUGAAGAAAAGUUCAGACAGGAAACCAGAGUAUUUGCUUUCCCGACCACCCACCCCAGACUCCUCCUGCCUUGUUCACUGUUUAUUAUUAUUAUGGCAUCAUUAUGCAUGCUCUGGCAGUGAGCUACCCCAAAGGAGCAGAGCCUAACGCCAAGAGUAACGUAUUGAAUGUAUUUGAAUAUUUUCUAAUAAAUGUCCAAUUUAU